AUGUCGCCGAUAAUCCGCUACAAGCUCGUCUUUUUCGUGCCGCGAGCCAAUACACGCUCGGUGCUCGACAAACUAUUCGAGAAAUGCCCGCGGUUUGUAGGCAAGAUUGGAGACUAUGAGCACUGCGCGUUCAUUACUCCUGGGACUGGCCAGUUUAAACCUGUUGGAGACGCGAACCCUACUAUCGGAUCGGUUGGACAGGUCGAGAGCGUGGAAGAGGAUAGGGUCGAGGUUGUUGUGAAUGACCAAGGGCAACAAGAGGAAAUCAAGACAGCUAUUGAAGAACUAAAGAAGGUGCAUCCAUACGAAGAGGUAGCGUACGAUGUAUACCGUGUCGAGGGAUUGUAG
This is a messenger RNA of Coprinopsis cinerea okayama7#130, 348 nucleotides long. RefSeq lists its product as hypothetical. The coding region runs from base 1 to 348 and encodes 115 amino acids. The transcript has 3 exons. NCBI's taxonomy places the organism in Eukaryota, Fungi, Basidiomycota, Agaricomycetes, Agaricales, Psathyrellaceae. The record is from RefSeq and is a predicted model, not a curated record.